CCUAGUGGCGGUGGGCGUGCUGAGCACCAUGCUGAGUUGCGGGCUGAGCCUCGGCUACACGGCCGCCUACAUGGACGGCCAGAAGACUACCGACGAUGUCCUGCCUGACGAGCUUAAGACCAUUGGUAGAAACCUGCGGCGAAUUCGCUUUCAUCCCGGCAAUCAUCUUCAUACCAGUGACAAUGCAGAGAAAAGGUCGUCGCAUAGCCAGCUACGCGACCACAGCCCCGCUGCUCCUCAGCUGGAUCAUCAGCUAUUACUCCAACAACCAGGCUGUCCUACUCGUCAACAGCCUUCAGAACUUUGCCUUAGGAGGAGCCGUAUCCACCAGCAGUGUCACAAUCUCUGAAUAUUGCUCUCCCCAUUCUAGAGGCGCUAUACUCAUGCUAGAAACUGCAAUGAUAUCUUUAGGCGUUUUAAUCAGCCAUGUUUUCGGCAUGUAUUCUCACUGGAGACUUAUAUCGUUUUUGGGAUUUGUGUCGUCUUUUACUGCUUUAUUUGUAUCGUUGUUUUGGCUAGAAAGUCCUUACUGGUUAGUGAGUGAAGGCCAAAUAAUGAGGGGUACAGAAACCUUUUAUUGGCUCAGAGGUUUUAGUGACGAAGCUAGCAAAGAGCUGGAUGCAGUACAGAUGCUGCAUAAAGUCAAGUCCCAAAUGCAAGCCUUGAAACCAGUAAAGAGGAUGCAUUUUAGACAACAGAUUAAAGAUUUCAUCAAAUCUCUGUUGAAUGCAGAUUUUUUAAGGCCUCUUUCUAUAAUGAUUUUGCUAUUUAGCUUCGUGGGUUUUGGUGGUGAGAAUGUUACAGCUAGUUCGUCUUACCACGAUGUAUUUAAGUUAACUUAUGGAAAAUACAUCGGCACAAUUAUCCUGGAUGUUUUAUCAUUAGUUUGUUCUUUAAUAGCUUGCGUUCUUAUACACAUAGUACGAAGAAAAACGUUGUUUAUUUUUACAGGAUCCUGUUCGUUAGUGUUCUUAGCAGUGACUAGUUUGGUUUUGUUUUUGCAAACAUUUGAUAUGUUUUCUCAGGAGUAUGUUUGGUUGAUACUGACAUUUUCCACUGGGUUUGCGAUGUUCAUGUCACUGGGCACAACAGCUUUGCCUCUGUCUUUGCUUGGAGAGAUGUUCCCUAUGUCCUACAAGGGUGUUGGAUGCUCCUUGACUUGUGCUUAUUUGUGGGCUUUCGGAAAAAGUAUUUUGAAAAACAUUCCCUUCCUUACUAGGUCUCUCGGGCUGCCGACUUUCACACUAAUAGCCUUAAUUUUCAUGAUAGUAAUUUUAAUAGUAUUAAAUAAAAUCAUGCCAGAGACUUAUAUGAAGAGUAUUGUGGAAAUUGAACAUAUUGUGAAUAAGAAACAUGAGAGAAAAGAAUACAAGUCAGUGAAUGUUACAGACGAGAACGAAACAGAUGCGUUUGAUAAAAUAAAGUUGUUUUUACAAGUAUGACAAAUUAUAUAAUUUUAUUUAUUAUUACUCUA
This is a messenger RNA of Plutella xylostella (diamondback moth), 1474 nucleotides long. The record is from RefSeq and is a predicted model, not a curated record. NCBI's taxonomy places the organism in Eukaryota, Metazoa, Arthropoda, Insecta, Lepidoptera, Plutellidae.